Messenger RNA from Camellia sinensis, 818 nucleotides. The record is from RefSeq and is a predicted model, not a curated record. Lineage: Eukaryota; Viridiplantae; Streptophyta; Magnoliopsida; Ericales; Theaceae.
CUGAAUGCAGCCGAGAAAAAACAUAGCGAGCUCCAGGCCGAGGUUGACACUCUGAAGAAGGCGAAGAGGAAGGCUUGCCGGGCUGCCAACAACGCGGGUUUCAACGAGGCCGAGAAGAAUUACCAGAAGCAAGUCUUUGCAACACAAGACAUAUAUUUCAAGGCUGGCUGGAAAUCCGCUUGCGAACAGCUCGGCCAGGGCUCUGACACCGACGUUUUUGCCAAUCCUCCCAAAGCUUCACUACCGGUCUAUCUCGUGCCAUAUGCCAACGAUGUUUUCAGCGCUUUACAGACUGAGGCCGAGGAGGGACUUGAAGAUGGGGACGGGGAGACAAAUUCUGAGGAAGAGGCCGAGGUGCAAGAGCAGCCCGGCAAUGAGGAGCCCGGUGAACAAGAUACCGGUACAACCGUUGACCUUGAAGCCGGCGAGGACGAAUUCACUCAUCUAUCCCCUCUAGUUUAAUUUUCUUCUAUUUUGUAUUUUUGCUUUCAACACUGCUGAUGUAACCGGGCUUGGUCCCCACUUUUUGUAAUGAAUUUCUUAUCAAUGAAAAUUCAAAUUUUUGCAAGUGUAUGCACGGUUGUAAUCAGUUCUGUCUUCAGCAAAACAUCUCGGUAUAACUCAUCGAACCGGAAUACAUAACACGGUCUAAGUACUUCAGCAGAACAAGACCAAUUCAUGAACCGAAAUAGCCAUCUCGGCUGUAACAAAGUUGAACAAAUCAACACUUCCAACCGGAGUACACCAUCUCGAUUGGGAAUCCUAAGUUGGACAAGACACCAACGCUUCCAACCGGAGUACAACAUCUCGGUUGGGAA